Molecule: messenger RNA, 3445 nt
Organism: Xiphias gladius (swordfish)
Lineage: Eukaryota; Metazoa; Chordata; Actinopteri; Istiophoriformes; Xiphiidae
Product: desmoglein-2-like
Exons: 15
Coding region: 45-3350 (1101 amino acids)
Biological process (GO): homophilic cell-cell adhesion
Cellular component (GO): plasma membrane; desmosome
Molecular function (GO): calcium ion binding
Source: RefSeq, a predicted model, not a curated record
CUUAUCAUUUCACUUGAUACAGACAGCAGGACUUUUCUCCAGUCAUGAUUCAGGUUACUUCACCUGUGUUUGUGCUUCUACUGUUUGUGUUCCAGGCUGUUGUGGUGAGGGCCAACUCUGGAGACAAUCUGGUAAGAAACAGAAGAGAAUGGAUUCCCCCGCCAAAACCACUGGAGGAAAAUGUAGACUACACACAACAGUCAUCUAUUGCCAGGAUUCAUUCAGAUUUUGACGAUGGCAAAGGGAAUAUUCAAUACUCGCUAGAAGGCAUUGGUGCAAACCAAUAUCCCUUCCAUGUGUUUGUGGUCGACCCUAAAAGUGGACACAUUCGUGUGACCAAAGUGCUUGACAGGGAGUUCAUUGAUACGUACUAUCUGUCAGGUGUUGCUACAUACAGUGACGGCAGGCUGGCAGAGAAAAAAAUUGACAUACGAUUCAAGGUUGUAGAUGAGAAUGACAAUGCUCCAGUUUUUGGAGCCAUCAAGCAUGGGGAGGUGGAUGAGCUCAGUCCUGCAGGGACUUCAGUUAUGAAAAUCAGUGCAACUGAUGCUGAUGAACCGGGGCAUGUGAACUCUCAGAUCGCGUAUACCAUCAUAGAUCAGAAUCCACCCGAUGACAUGUUCUACAUUACCACUGAAGGGACCAUCUACGUCAAAAAGCUUUUGGACAGAGAGAAAGAAGAUCACUACACUCUGAUGGUGAAAGGUCAAGACCUAAAUGGCAAACCAGGGGGAAACAUUGGAACCAGCACUGUUACCAUUAAGGUCCGAGAUGUGAAUGACAACCUUCCCACUCUGGAAAAAGAAGAGUAUGAGGGCAGCAUUGAGGAGAACACACAGGGUGUGGAAGUGAUGAGAAUCAAAGCAGAGGACCUGGACCAGGUUGGCACAGACAACUGGGAAGCUGUGUUUGAUAUUGUCAAAGGCAACGAGGCUGGGUACUUCAGCAUUAGAACAGACCCCAACACCAACGAGGGCAUCCUAAUGCUCGACAAGGCUGUGAAUUAUGAGGAUGUCAAAGACCUUGAACUAGGACUAACUGUGAGAAACAAGGCUCCACCAUUUGAUGGAUCGGUGGUAAAUGCUGGAGCUGGUAUAGGUUUUGCAGGUGGAGCAGGUGGAGCAGGUGGAGAAGGUGGAGCAGGUGGAGCAGGGGGUACAGGGGGGGCAGGGGGAACAAGAGUUGGAUCUGGAGGAUCAUCAUGGCAAAGUGGGACAUAUUUUAAAACCUAUCCAAUCAAAGUCAAUGUGAAGAACCAGCCUGAAGGGCCACGUUUUGACCCCAAAGUCAAAGCCAUUCCCAUCUCAGAGGGUGGCCACUCCAUCAACAUUAAAGAUGUUAUUGCCCGCUACCCUGCAAUAGAUGGAGACACUGGGAAACCAGCUGAGAAUGUCAGGUAUGCCAAGGGCUCAGACCCUGACAACUGGCUAACCAUCGACCCAAAGACAGCUGAGAUCAAACUGAACAAGAUGCCUGACAGAGAAUCUCCAUUCCUUGUUAAUGGGACAUAUAUUGCCAAAGUACUCUGCAUUACAGAAGACAUGCCUGCAGAAACAGCCACCGGCACUGUGGCCAUCCAGGUGGAAGAUUUUAAUGACCACUGCCCCACCCUGACCAGUAACAUCCAGACUAUGUGUGCUAUGGAUGAUGCUGUUAUUGUGAACGCUAAAGAUGAGGAUGCAUUUCCUAACGGACCUCCUUUUGACUUUGUCAUUGUCCCAGAAGGAACUGAGGGCAAGUGGCAAGUGGAGCAUCUUAAUGACACUGCAGCUAUCCUGAGGGCCCUGGUGUCCCCAUGGCCUGGUUUCUAUGAGGUGGAGUUUGUGGUGAGGGACGAGCAGGGAGAUGCCUGUCCAGAACCACAGAAAAUGAGAGUCCAAGUUUGUACCUGUGAGGAUGGAGUAGUGUGUGGGAAAAAAGGCACCAAUGGUCAGCCCAACAAAAGAGCAGAGUUAGGUCCUGCAGGCAUUGGACUGUUAUUCCUGGGCCUUCUACUGUUGGCGCUCAUUCCUCUGUUGCUGCUCUUCUGCCAAUGGGGGGGGGCUGCGGGUCUGUCAGGGGGCUUUACUGAAAUACCUUUCGACACCAAAUCACACCUCAUUAACUACCGCACUGAGGGCCAAGGAGAGAACACGGAAGUGCCACUGCUGAACAUGCCAGCACAAAUGGAUGGAGAUAUGGCAAAUGUGGUUAUCGGCAUGGCUAGCAAAACUUCAGCAAUGGCGCAGUCAGUCACUUCCAUUGAUGGGAUAAACAGGGCCAUCUAUCAAGGAGGUUUUGGAAGUGACCAUAUGAAAGGAACAUGGGGGAUGAUGAACCAGCAAAUCGGCAGUGGCUUCUACUCUGAGUUUGAAGGCAGAGAAUCGGGAGGAGGUGGCGGAAUUUAUGAUGGCAUGGCUCUGCCAGACCACUUCCUUGGACAAUACUACACUCAGAAGGUGACAAAUGGAAACAAGAAUCUUGGAGUGAAGGACAGUCUGUUGGUUUAUGACUAUGAAGGUCAGGGUUCUACUGCUGGUUCAGUGGGCGGCUACAGCCUCCUGGAGUCUGACAACGACCUACAGUUCCUCAAUGACCUCGGACCAAAGUUUAAAACCCUGGCUGAGGUGUGUGGAGGCAAGACAAUCCCAACUGAAGUCAAACAAGUGUGCACUCCUCUGCCCAGUGCCUCCACUCAGACCUCAGUAUCAACUUUCAGGACUGCCCCACAGCUGCCCCCUCCACCCAAGCUGCAGCCAACAAGCCCCAAAACAGAGCAGGUUGUGCUCAGGGAGACAUCUGAGCGUUCUCAGAUGGUGAAGGAAAGCAUGGCCACCGUGAGGGGAGGGAUAGCAAAUCAAGGCCAGAUGGUCCUGCUACAGCAGCAGCAGCCUGUGUACUACACCACCACCCCUGUGCUGCAGCCGAUGCACUACGUAGUCCAGCCACAGGUUCAUAACACCAUGCUGCUGGCUGAGGCACCGGCCACCAACCUGCAGGGCAUGGUACUGGUUAACGGCACCCAGAUUGGACCUGCCAAAGGAAUGGUUAUUCAGGGGCAGACAGUGGUGUCUAGCGAACAAUACCAGGGCCCCAACAUGGUGCUGGUAGAGAAGAGUGGGGACCAGGAGGGCAAUUACAAUCUGACCCACACUGAAAACUUCUCUGGCUCCCAGACCAUGAUGGUCGUGGAGGGCACGGUCCCUGUAGGGCCAAUGAAAGUGCUGAAAGGGAGCCAGACCUGCCUCGCUCAGGGAGGUACCCUACAGGCAGGAGGGCCAUCGGGAUCUCAGAGUCCUGGUGGUCGGAGGGCCAACAAACAGUGGAGGGCAGCAGGUCCAGGAGACAGGAGGUCUGUCCAAGAAGAGUGAUGUCUCUGGUUCUCAAAGAGUCCUCUACAGCAAUGUACAUUUACAGUGUACUAAUAAAACUAAAGGUUUCUUUGCCAUUCUUUUUUUUGGUAAAA